AUGCGUGAGGUCAUCUCAUUGAACGUCGGCCAGGCCGGUUGCCAGAUCGCCAACAGCUGCUGGGAGCUGUACUGCCUUGAGCACGGCAUCCAGCCCGAUGGUUACCUCACCGAGGAGCGCAAGGCCGCCGAGGACGAUCACGGUUUCUCAACUUUCUUCUCCGAGACUGGCAAUGGCAAGUACGUGCCACGCACCAUUUACGCCGAUCUCGAGCCCAACGUCGUCGACGAGGUCCGCACCGGUACCUACCGCAGUCUGUUCCACCCUGAAUUGAUGAUCACUGGCAAGGAGGAUGCCUCGAACAACUACGCCCGUGGUCACUACACUGUGGGCAAGGAGCUCAUUGACCAGGUUUUGGACAAGGUCCGUCACGUUGCCGACAACUGCUCCGGUCUMCAGGGUUUCCUCGUCUUCCACAGCUUCGGCGGAGGCACUGGCUCCGGUUUCGGUGCUCUCCUCAUGGAGCGUCUCUCCGUCGACUACGGAAAGAAGUGCAAGCUCGAGUUCUGUGUCUACCCUGCGCCGCAGGUCGCUACCUCUGUGGUUGAGCCAUACAACUCCAUCUUGACCACGCACACCACUCUCGAGCACAGUGACUGCUCCUUCAUGGUCGACAACGAGGCGAUCUACGACAUCUGCCGUCGCAACUUGGGCAUUGAGCGCCCCAACUACGAGAACUUGAACCGCCUGAUUGCUCAGGUCGUUUCCUCCAUCACUGCUUCUCUUCGCUUCGACGGAUCGCUCAACGUCGAUCUCAACGAGUUCCAGACCAACUUGRUGCCAUACCCACGUAUCCACUUCCCACUGGUCGCCUACGCACCCAUCGWCUCCGCUGCCAAGGCCGCCCACGAGGCCAACAGCGUGCAGGAGAUCAGCAUGUCUUGCUUCGAGCCCAACAGCCAGAUGGUCAAGUGUGACCCACGCAACGGCAAGUACAUGGCAACCUGCCUCUUGUACCGUGGAGAUGUCGUUCCCAAGGACGUCCACCAGGCUGUCGCCACCCUCAAGACCAAGCGCACGAUCCAGUUCGUCGACUGGUGCCCCACUGGCUUCAAGAUUGGUAUCUGCUACCAGCCACCCCAGAACGUGCCCAACGGCGAUCUGGCCAAGGUUAACCGCGCCGUCUGCAUGUUGUCCAACACCACUGCCAUCGCUGAGGCCUGGUCCGCUCUGUCACACAAGUUCGAUCUCAUGUACAGCAAGCGCGCCUUUGUGCACUGGUAUGUCGGUGAGGGUAUGGAGGAAGGCGAGUUCUCGGAGGCCCGUGAGGACUUGGCUGCGCUUGAGCGCGAUUACGAGGAGGUUGCGGCCGACUCGGCUGAGGGUGACGAGGCUGGCGAGGCCGAGUACUAG
Molecule: messenger RNA, 1353 nt
Organism: Ramularia collo-cygni
Lineage: Eukaryota; Fungi; Ascomycota; Dothideomycetes; Mycosphaerellales; Mycosphaerellaceae
Product: Tubulin alpha chain
Exons: 5
Coding region: 1-1353 (450 amino acids)
Biological process (GO): microtubule cytoskeleton organization; nuclear migration by microtubule mediated pushing forces; mitotic cell cycle
Cellular component (GO): nucleus; spindle; microtubule
Molecular function (GO): GTP binding; structural constituent of cytoskeleton
Source: RefSeq, a predicted model, not a curated record